Molecule: messenger RNA, 309 nt
Organism: Phytophthora sojae
Lineage: Eukaryota; Oomycota; Peronosporomycetes; Peronosporales; Peronosporaceae
Exons: 1
Coding region: 1-309 (102 amino acids)
Source: RefSeq, a predicted model, not a curated record
AUGGUCGAGACCUCCGCGCCCGAGUGCGCGAUCCAAAUCGCAGAGGCCGAGCAGCGUAGGCGGCCGAGUGUCGAGUUCAAACCGCUGACAAAUGGGCAGUUGCUGCUGAAAACGCGCCACUCCUCUGAGCAGCAACGGCGCGCCCUGCUCGACGACGCAGACGAUGACCAAGACGCGCGGAACGUCGCGGACGACGAGGACCCGGGCCGCGAGUGCUUCCUGUCCAGGUUUCUGGCGGCCAGUAUGACGCUGCUGGUCUGCUGCUUCAUCUACUUUGUCGUGGUGCAGCGCUGGUUCCUCCGGGGCUGA